AGUAGUCUUUACUAAACAAAGUACAAAAUUAACAAUUUCGAACGACCUGCUGUCAUAUAUUUCACUUCGCCGCAACACUUCAACUCCUCAACACUUCACACAUACAACUACACGAAACACUCUAUCUAUACACACACAAAGGCCAAAGCCAGCUUACCCUAUUGUAGAGAGAGAAUAGCACCAUGAGAGCAAGCAAUCACCUCAUAGGUCUCCUCAACUUCACCACCUUCCUCCUCUCCGUCCCAAUCCUCGGCGGCGGCAUAUGGCUGAGCAGCCGCGCCAACAACACCGACUGCCUCAAGUUCCUCCAGUGGCCCUUGAUAGUCAUCGGAGUCGCCAUCAUGGUCGUCUCACUCGCGGGCUUCGCCGGCGCGUGUUACCGGAACACGUUUCUCAUGUACCUUUACUUGUGGACCAUGUUCUUGAUUAUUGCCACCCUUAUUGGCUUUAUUAUAUUUGCUUAUGCCGUCACGGAUAAAGGGUCGGGUCGGGCCGUGCUCAACCGGGUCUACCCGGAUUACUAUCUGGAGGAUUAUGAUGGGUGGUUGAAGGAGCGCGUGGCGAGUGAGAGUUAUUGGGGGAAGAUUAGUAGUUGUAUUAGGGAUUCUAAAGUGUGUGGGAAGAUGGGGAGGUUUGUGGGUGGCGUGCCUGAGUCUGCUGAUAUGUUUUAUCUUAGAAAGCUCUCUCCUAUACAGUCUGGAUGCUGCAAGCCCCCGACAGAGUGUGGUUAUGUGUACGGAAAUGAGACAAUUUGGACUCCGGGAGGUGGGCUGGUAGGAAACAGUCUCGAUUGUUCAAAGUGGAGCAAUGAUCAAUCUCAGCUGUGCUACUCAUGCGACUCUUGCAAAGCAGGUGUGCUUGCAAGCGUGAAGAAGAGCUGGAGGAAGGUUUCCGUGAUCAACAUCGUGGUCUUGAUCAUCCUUGUCAUUGCUUAUGUUGUUGCUUGUGCCGCAUUUAGAAACAACAAACGAAUGGACAACGACGAACCUUAUGGGGAGACCCGAAUGGAGAAGGCGCAACCUAGUAGAAUACACUUUUAGGCGAGAUCUAAUCUCAACUAUGGGCAAGUAAAAAAGUAAAAACACAAAAACAUUGAAGUUUAAGAAGAACGAACAUUAUGUUUGGUAUGCUAUGUAAAAGGUCAAAUCUGCUUUUGAGUCGAAGGUUGGCUGUAUAUUUUGGAUGCCUGCCUGCUGGUAGGGUAUGUAAUAUUGUUGAACUCAUAUGAUUGUAUUUAUUUUAUGUAGACAAUGUUAUACAUUUAAUUUCAGGUUGUCUUAGAAGUA
Messenger RNA from Daucus carota subsp. sativus, 1286 nucleotides. RefSeq names its product tetraspanin-3. Gene Ontology annotation, cellular component: plasma membrane; plasmodesma. The record is from RefSeq and is a predicted model, not a curated record. Gene Ontology annotation, biological process: auxin-activated signaling pathway. Lineage: Eukaryota; Viridiplantae; Streptophyta; Magnoliopsida; Apiales; Apiaceae. Bases 183 to 1040 code for a protein of 285 amino acids. The transcript has 2 exons.